UUUGCGGAAAAAGAGUCUUCGUCGUGCUUGGCCGGGAUCAAUGCGGGCAAGGCGCCGCGCCGUUUGUCUGUCUGCUGCAUGCACAAUGACGGCACGCGCCAAGAGGGUGAAAGCUCUGCAAGAGUAUAUGUAUUGCGGGGAGCAGGCACGCGUGGACCAUGAGUGAGCGAGCAAAGCAGACCAACCCAUCUGUCGCCGGCAUCAUGAUAUCCCAGACACUCUUCCUCAUUCUCUCCUUCCUUCUGGCAUGCAGCGACAUCACCCAGCGCGCAGCAGCAGCCACAAUCCGCACGCCGACCCCGCUCAUGGGCUGGAACUCGUACAACCACUACGGCUGCUACCCCAACGAGACGCUCAUCAAAGCCAACGCCGCCGGGCUGCUGGCGCACGGCCUCGCGGAUCUGGGCUACAACACCGUCACCGUCGACUGCGGCUGGCCGGCCAAGGAGCGUACGCCCGCCGGCCGUCUGACCUGGAACGCGACGCUCUUUCCGUCGGGGUUCCCGGCGCUGGGCGACUGGCUGCAUGAGCGCGGCUUGAAGUUUGGACUGUAUUCUGGCGGUGGGAAAUGGGAGUGCGAUAAUGUGGACGGGGAGGCCAAGUUGCCGGCGUCAUUGGGGAAGGAAAGGGAAGACGCGCGCAGUUUUGCUGAUUGGGGUGGGGACACGCUCAAGUAUGACAACUGCUGGGCGAAUGUGUCUGAAGGCAUUUCCAACUACCACCCCAGCGAACGCGAUCCCUCCACGCGUUUCAGAGCCAUGGCCGACGCCCUCAACGCCCAAAACCGCAGCAUCGUGUACCAGAUCUGCCAAUGGGGUGUAGGCAAUGACCUGGGGCGCUGGGCGGCGCAGAUUGGCGAUUCCUGGCGCAUCUCCAACGACAUCGUGAAUAACUGGCAGAGCAUAUGGCGCAUCGCGAACCAGGUGGUGCCGUUCUGGCGGCACACAGGCGUGGGCCGGUACGCAGACAUGGACAUGCUGAUCGUCGGACUGAAAGCCCUCACCCCCGCCCAAGAGCGCACGCACUUCACCCUCUGGUCCCUCGCCAAAUCGCCACUGGUUCUCGGCCUACCACUCACAUCCACAGAGCCUCCGCCCGCCUCCUCCCUCGCCAUCCUCUCCAACCGCGCCGUCCUAGCCAUCAACCAAGACGCGCUCGGGCAGCAAGCGCGCCUCGCCCGCCGCUACGACGCCGACUCCCCCGCCGGCGGGUACGACGUGUGGGCCGGGGAGCUAACGGAAGGGAGAACGGUCGCCGCGGUCGUGAACUGGCGCAAUGCGUCCAGGGACGUGGUGCUUGACCUCAGCGCGCUGGGGCUGCACAAAGCAGAUGCCGCGUACGACGUCUGGGCCGACGAGGAAGUCGGGCCCCUGGACGCGCGCGCGCAGUUCCGCCUCGACGCCCACGACGUCAAGCUGCUCGUCCUCGGCGGCUUGACGCCUGCACAGCAGAACCUCACGCAGAAGGCGUACUACGCCGCCACCUCAGCGUCCCUGACCAGAGGCGCGCGCGCUGUCAGCUGCGCCCCUGGAGCGUGCCUGCCCGCGGGGUCUAAAGUCACUGACCUCGCUCCUGGCGCGGACGUCACGUUCGAGAACGUCGCUGGCGGCCAGCAGCUCGUACUCGACUACGUGAACUACGACGUCGCGCUCGAGAGCGCGUGGACGGACGGGACGAACACGCGGAACGUGACUGUGAGCGUUAAUGGCGGCGAGGCCCGGCGUUGGGAAGUCCCUAUCAGUGGGGGCAACUGGGAGGAGGCGGCACGGAUGAGGGCGGGAACGUCGUCACUGUGGGCGUGGACGAGGGGAUGGGCACCGCGGUCGAGAUAG
Molecule: messenger RNA, 1832 nt
Organism: Aplosporella prunicola CBS 121167
Lineage: Eukaryota; Fungi; Ascomycota; Dothideomycetes; Botryosphaeriales; Aplosporellaceae
Product: glycoside hydrolase family 27 protein
Exons: 5
Coding region: 159-1832 (557 amino acids)
Biological process (GO): carbohydrate metabolic process
Molecular function (GO): hydrolase activity, hydrolyzing O-glycosyl compounds
Source: RefSeq, a predicted model, not a curated record